AUGUCCUUUGGCCUGGAAUGGGACCUUAAAAAGUUUAUUAUCGACCAGGAGUACGUGAAUUCCGGCACAAUUAUCCUAGAACAUAUUCUCUGUGUUACUGGCACCCGACGAUGUGCCCAAGCAACAACCGUCCAGGAGUAUUUUGAGCAGACUUGGCCUGGCGGAUACCAUCCUCUCAUAUCUCUUUUGAACAAAUUUCUAUCAUCCACCCAAUGUGCUUCAUGUGAUCUCGAAUUGCCAGACGGAACAUCGCUGAGCAUAACACAAGGCCAAUCACAAUGUUUCAUCGUUGUGAGAGGAGGAUUCGAGUUUGUUGCCGAGAUUGGCGAGCAACUGGGAUGGCUAGCUUCUGCUUUACGCCCUUCAGAGCUCCCCGAGGGCGUACUUUCUUGCGUACCCCAGAUCUCGUCGAUUGAUCUCCAUGGCCAAAGCACCUACAAGGGCAACAUCACAAUAAAUGCGAGUUGUCGAAUUACGUUCUCUAUGAAUAGAAUAAAUGACUCUAAUCCUUUGCUGCCUGGAUUUUGUUGGGCUAAUAUGUUUCGAAACCCGGUGGUCGUCGCAGGCUAUCCGAUUCGUCAUCGCGACCAGGGCGACACUGGUCUCGAAAUUCCGCUCGAAGCCAUGGCAGGACUUGUCCAAUCCAACCAAGUGUUUAGCAUAGAUGGGAAUAUCAUGCUAAAAGGGUUCUGUUCGCUUCUAGUUGUGACAGCUAUUAUAACAGACACUGCCAUGUGGCAUUUCUUGUUCAACGCAGAUGGCGAGCGAAUCUCUUAUUGCGACACACGACUGGAGGGUCCUGAGGGAAUGCGGAUUGUCACCCACAAAGGCCUAGAGCUAAAAGAUCUCGAAUCUCGCCGACACGUCGUUGGGUGGUGCUCAUCCGUCAGAGAGUUCACAGGACACCCUCAAGCGGGAUUUGGCGUAAAACGCUCUAUCCUGCCCCAUUUUCCAAGCUCGAUCGUGAUUGACAGGUUGUAUGUUGAGGGUGGUUUUCACGUGAUCGGUGGCAUUUCUGUGUCACCUGGCAAACGCGACAAACCUCUUCGUCUAGCCAAGGCAAGGGGAAAUUUAGCAAAGCUAGAGUGGAUAUAUUCUCAAGCCUUGGUUUUAAUGGAUGUUGACGAUCGAAGAGCAUGGCUGGUCGAUGGGGCAUCCGGUUUGUUGCACCUAGUUCGAGCCUCGAUCGAGCAAAACCGGAACCAUCCAGCAUAUAAGUCCAAGUGGAAAUUCUCAGGAGCACUCAAGCUUGAAGGUGAUGAUUGUCUGGGGUUGGGCGGGGACCAUGGGGUGACCGCUGUUGAAAUACUGGGAAAUACCGAGAACCUCAACGUUCAGCUGUACGUUGAUGAUGUGAGGCCGGAUGCGAGUGGACAACUGGUUGAAGUCCCCUACUGCCUCCGUGACAAGGUUCAAGAGAUUCUACCUCACCUCGAAGCACUUAUAGACAAGCAAGCUGAAGUUGCUGCCCAGGACGGUUAUUGGAUCCGUUCACCGAGUAAACUGUUAGAGAAGAGUCUUGCAGGCUGGGAUUUCUGGGAUAUCGCAGGACCUGCCGGUCCAGUCCAGCGAAGAAUCUAUCAUUUGCAAGCAAGCGGUCAUGGGUGGGUUGACUACAUCCGGUCUAUCAAAGCCGUCACCAUCUUCGGGAGAGGGUUUGGAGAGUUGCUCGAGCCCGAAAAGCAAAAGCUUUGCCCAAACUGGAUGACUGUUCCCAAGAACAAGGAUUACUUGGGUACUUCAAUUGCAACAUUGAAACAUAUCGAUGCAUCGAGUAACACCCAGCUGGUGGAUCAGGGGUCGAUCGCUACGGACAUAAAGUGGUUAUCACAGGCUACGCUCUUCUCACCAUGUGCUUGUUUGGAUCCGAAUGGAGCUAAACCUUCAAACCAUCACGAUCCAGUCCAGCUACUCUUACCAAAGGGUUUGAAUCUUCACCUCGAUAUUCCCAGCACGUGUUUGAGUAUCACUAUAGGAAGCAUUGAGCACAAUGGGGCGGUUGUGUUUGGACACACGCCGUACAGGCGCCCGUGGCCUAAAAGUAAGAAUGCGGAUGACCAAGCCGAUAGCGAAUCUACUGAACCGCCUUCGUCUGCUUCAAACAGCACCCAGCCCAGAGUUGGCCACUCAGAUGAGUCAGGACUAUUCGAGAUGUCUUCGUCAUCUUCACGUGCACAGCCUACCUCGGCUAGUCGUCCAGUGACGUUGAAGAACCCCGCGAAGUCCAAAGUGAAGGACAGAUGGUCUUGGCUUAAAAAGCUCAGUCGCUAG
Molecule: messenger RNA, 2271 nt
Organism: Clonostachys byssicola
Lineage: Eukaryota; Fungi; Ascomycota; Sordariomycetes; Hypocreales; Bionectriaceae
Source: the annotation of a GenBank genome assembly